Messenger RNA from Elgaria multicarinata webbii, 1397 nucleotides. It is a transcript of the gene SSTR3, whose product is annotated as somatostatin receptor 3. Gene Ontology annotation, biological process: neuropeptide signaling pathway. The record is from RefSeq and is a predicted model, not a curated record. Gene Ontology annotation, molecular function: somatostatin receptor activity; neuropeptide binding. Gene Ontology annotation, cellular component: plasma membrane; neuron projection. Bases 109 to 1353 code for a protein of 414 amino acids. The transcript has 2 exons. NCBI's taxonomy places the organism in Eukaryota, Metazoa, Chordata, Lepidosauria, Squamata, Anguidae.
GGAAGAAAUAAGAAUAUGAAGCAUCCUGGGGAAUGAAGGCAAAUAUCCAUCCCUGUGCUAUACCUCUCCCAACUGAUCCUGUGGGCCAUUCACCCCCAUUCUUCUGCCAUGGACAAUUUCAACUUCUCCAACACACUGGCUUCUUGGGAAGAGAAUUCCACAGCCAGUAGGGCAGCCUCUGUUACUGGGAACCUAUCCUUAGUUGCCAGCCUUGGCUUGGAUGUCAGUGGUAUCGUCAUUCCUCUGGUUUACCUCAUUGUCUGUGUAGUAGGACUAGCUGGUAACUCCUUGGUUAUCUAUGUGGUUUUGUGCCAUUCAGUGAGUGAAUCCGUUACCAAUGUCUACAUCUUCAACUUGGCCUUGGCAGAUGAACUCUUCAUGCUUGGCCUACCCUUUUUGGCUGCCCAAAAUGCCUUGUCCUAUUGGCCCUUUGGUUCAUUCAUGUGCCGGAUAGUGAUGGCUGUCGAUGCCAUAAACCAGUUCACAAGUAUUUUCUGCCUGACUGUGAUGAGCGUUGACCGCUACCUGGCAGUGGUGCACCCUGGGAAAUCAUCAAAAUGGCGGACAGCACGUGUAGCCAAAGUGGUCAGUGCCACCGUGUGGGUGAUCUCUUCAGUGGUGGUGCUGCCUGUGGUGGUGUUUUCAGAAGUCCCUGCAGGCAUGAACACAUGCCACAUUAAGUGGCCCGAGCCUGCUUCAGUAUGGGAAGCUGGCUUCAUUGUCUACACAGCUACACUAGGAUUCUUUGGGCCAUUGCUAGUCAUCUGCAUGUGCUACCUGCUUAUUGUUGUCAAGGUUCGGUCAUCAGGCAGGAAGGUUCAGGCACUGACAGCCAAGCGCAAGCGCUCUGAACGCAGGAUCACCCGCAUGGUGGUAGCUGUGGUGGCCGUCUUUGUACUCUGCUGGCUGCCAUUCUAUGUGCUCAACAUUAUCAAUGUCAUCUGGACUUUGCCUGAGGAGCCAUCACUUUUUGGUAUCUACUUCCUUGUGGUGGUGCUGCCCUAUGCCAACAGCUGUGCCAAUCCCAUCAUCUAUGGUUUCCUCUCCUACCGCUUCAAGCAGGGUUUCCGUAGAGCCAUCCUGAGGCCCUCCCGUCGAGUACAGAGCCAAGACAUAGCAGCAGCAGCAACUACAAGAGAAAAGAUGGAAGAGGAGGAAGAAGAAGAGGAAGAGGAGGAGGAGAAAGAAACAAAGGCAGAAGCAAGUGAGGUCAGCAAGAUUGCCCAAAAUGGCAACGGCAAGCAGGAGAGUGUCCUGAUCAGUGGGUCUGGAGGAGGUAGCGAACAGAAACAACUCCCUGAGGAGCCUGUUAGCUGUGAGAAACCCAGCAUUGUGAACAUCAGCUACUUAUAGUGAUGAGGAAGUGACCUCUCUGACUUUCACCCUGAAAUUCCCUG